UCAACCAACAAUUGAAGCCGGCCAGAAAGAGUGCGAUACGAGUGCAUUAAAUCACGCACAAACAUGUCCACCCGGUGGUAUCCGAUCUACCAACGAGGCAAUCCGCAGCUACGGGUGUUCCUUCCGAACUUUUGGCUCAAGCUCGUGCGACCCGAACAGCAACAACCAAAAAACGUGGUACAGUUCGCCGUCUCAAUGGAAAUGACCCGGCACGAUGUAAAAAACUAUCUGGAGAAAAUCUACAAAAUCCCGGUAGUCAAUGUGCGUACCCGCAUAGGACUGGGAAACACAAAGCCCGACCUGGUGCUAGGAUACGUAACGAAGGACGAGGAUACUAAAUAUGCGUACGUCACGCUGCCCAAUACCAUGAAGUUCGACUUCCCCGACAUCUUUCCCACGGAUGCCAAACAGAAGAUGGAGGACGACAAGAAAUCGCUGGAUGAUGCGAAGAAAAACUACAAAAAGUUCCUGGACAAAAACAAAGACCGACCCGGAACUCCCGGAUGGUUUUCGAUUUGAGGUUACGGCUUAAUAGUCAUCGAUCUUCCUCUGAAUAUCGCGCCUCCCGUUUAGAAAUGCAGAGUAAUAAAAAGGUUAAUUUUAUUUGUUCAGAAA
Messenger RNA from Anopheles cruzii, 615 nucleotides. It is a transcript of the gene mRpL23, whose product is annotated as probable 39S ribosomal protein L23, mitochondrial. The transcript is spliced from 2 exons. The coding region runs from base 64 to 519 and encodes 151 amino acids. Gene Ontology annotation, cellular component: ribosome; mitochondrial large ribosomal subunit. Lineage: Eukaryota; Metazoa; Arthropoda; Insecta; Diptera; Culicidae. Gene Ontology annotation, biological process: mitochondrial translation. Gene Ontology annotation, molecular function: structural constituent of ribosome. The record is from RefSeq and is a predicted model, not a curated record.